Messenger RNA from Pleurotus ostreatus (oyster mushroom), 399 nucleotides. RefSeq lists its product as uncharacterized. Gene Ontology annotation, cellular component: nucleolus. The record is from RefSeq and is a predicted model, not a curated record. Lineage: Eukaryota; Fungi; Basidiomycota; Agaricomycetes; Agaricales; Pleurotaceae. The transcript has 4 exons. The coding region runs from base 1 to 399 and encodes 132 amino acids.
AUGUCCGACUAUGAUUUCCGUCCUGGGGGCUCCCUCAAGCUCAAGGGGGGAGUCGCGGAGGGUGGAGUAGUGAAAAAGAAGAAGAAAUCGAAAUCCAAGUCGAACCAGAAGGAGACGACUACAGACCCAGAGCGCGAGCGGGUCAAGGAGUUGUUGUUCCAAGAGGAUAAGGUCUCGCAAUCUCCGUCAGGAAGCGGCCGUAACUCUCCCGCUGCUUCAGGCAAUAACGGCCGCAAGACCAAAGCGGAGGAACGCUUUGAGGAGGUCCAGAAACGAAGGCUGGCCCAAAAGGUGGCCAAAUUGGCGCAUAAGACGCACAAGGACCGCGUCAGCGAAUUUAAUACACAUCUGGAGUUACUCAGCGAGCACCACGAUAUCCCCAAGGUUGGACCUGGUUAA